Corticium candelabrum is the source of this 637-nucleotide messenger RNA. RefSeq names its product myotrophin-like. Gene Ontology annotation, cellular component: nucleus. Bases 242 to 637 code for a protein of 131 amino acids. The transcript is spliced from 6 exons. Gene Ontology annotation, biological process: regulation of gene expression. The record is from RefSeq and is a predicted model, not a curated record. Gene Ontology annotation, molecular function: protein binding. NCBI's taxonomy places the organism in Eukaryota, Metazoa, Porifera, Homoscleromorpha, Homosclerophorida, Plakinidae.
GUGAUUUUGGAGAUUGGAAGUGUCUGCAUGUAAAGAAAUGAACAAACAACUUUUUGAUGCUGUGGAGAGAAAUGAGGUGGAGGCAGUCACUCGUUUGAUUAAAAGUGGUGCAGACGUUAAUACACGUCGUUGGUCUGGGAAUUGGACUCUUCUGAUACAAGCUUGUCAUGACGAUAACAAGGAAAUGAUUUAGGUGCUAUUAAGAAGUGGAUCGGACGUGAAUAAGGCUACCAAAUAUGGAAUGACAGCUUUGAUUUGGGCAGCGAUUAAUGGAAAUGAGAAGAUUUUUGAUUUACUCAUCAAACAUCAUUCAGAUUUGUUGAAGAAGGAUAAAUGGGGAAGAACGGCUAUUCAUUAUGCUGCUAUAUGCAAUCACGUGACUAUUAUAGAGAAGCUCUUUUUUCUUGGUGUGUCUGUUGAUAUCAAUGAUAAUGAAGGCUGUACACCACUGUGGUUAGCUGCGAGUAAUGGUCAUGUUUCUUGUGUUGACUUUCUUCUAAACCAUAGAGCAAGUCCUCACCAUAAAAGUCAGAAGGGAUCACCACUGGAUGUUGCUAAGCAACAUGGUCAUGUUGAUGUGGUACAGAUGAUGGAAGAAGCCAUAAGAUAUAGGAAUAGGUUUUUGUUAGAUUGGUGA